Spinacia oleracea (spinach) is the source of this 2451-nucleotide messenger RNA. RefSeq names its product phosphatidylinositol 3,4,5-trisphosphate 3-phosphatase and protein-tyrosine-phosphatase PTEN2A. The transcript is spliced from 13 exons. Gene Ontology annotation, cellular component: cytosol. Gene Ontology annotation, biological process: dephosphorylation. Gene Ontology annotation, molecular function: phosphatidylinositol-3,4,5-trisphosphate 3-phosphatase activity. NCBI's taxonomy places the organism in Eukaryota, Viridiplantae, Streptophyta, Magnoliopsida, Caryophyllales, Amaranthaceae. The coding region runs from base 222 to 2138 and encodes 638 amino acids. The record is from RefSeq and is a predicted model, not a curated record.
CCUUUUCCACCAUCAACUCAUUUCUUUCAUUCAUCAGCUCCUCAUCAUCCAAAAAUCGAACAUUCUUUCUCUCUCCUCUCGCUUUCUCUCUCCUAAAAAAACCUCACUACUCCAAUAAUCAUCAUCCUCAUCUUUGAAUCACCUCCAUUUCCCUAAGCAGGGUUUUUACUCUCUUGCAUUCACUGCAGUGCUAUUUGGUGUUGUUGGAUGCUGAACUCAAAAUGAGCAGUGGUGAAGUGGAUGUUGGGUCUGUGGAUUCAUCAACUGCAUCUCCGGCCGUAGCUUCGGUGGUACAGCCUACUCCUCCUGCGGAUGUCAGGAUUGAUAAUGCAGCACAUGAUGAUGCGUCGUCCAAGCAAUCCAUCUCCGGCAUAGCAUCAUGGGCGAGGAGCUUGAAAAUUCCACAGCCGUUGGCAGGAGGACAAGUUGACUCGCCAGUUGAGAACUCUCCAAAGUCUGCCUUUUCCCGGUUUACCAGCGGAAUAACAUCUCGUUUAUCUCCGAAAGAGCCGGCUGUAGAAGAAGUCACUGAUACAGAAGCUUCUCAGUCGAAUUUUAUUGGAACCUUCACCAAAGGAUUGGUUGACACAUCGAAAAAUGCUGUAAGAGCUGUGUCUGUCAAAGCUCGGCACGUUGUUUCUCAAAACAAACGAAGAUAUCAGGAAGAUGGAUAUGAUCUGGACAUGACUUAUAUCACUGAGAACAUUAUCGCUAUGGGAUUCCCAGCUGGUGAUAUGAGUUCAGGCUUUUUUGGUUAUGUAGAGGGUUUGUACCGUAAUCAUAUGGAAGAAGUGAUUAGCUUCUUAGAAAGCCAUCAUAAGGGAAAGUACAAGGUUUACAAUCUUUGUUCUGAGAGAUUGUAUGAUGCCUCACUUUUUGAAGGAAAGGUUGCUAGCUGUCCAUUUGAUGAUCACAAUUGCCCACCAAUCCAACUUGUUAAAUCAUUUUGUCAUAGUGCUUACUCAUGGCUGAAGGAGGACAUUGAGAAUGUUGUGGUUGUGCAUUGUAAAGCGGGAAUGGCUCGGACUGGUUUAAUGAUUUCUAGUCUUCUUUUGUUCUUGAAGUUCUUCCCAACUGCUGAGGAGUCGAUUGAUUACUAUAAUCAGAAAAGAUGUGUUGAUGGAAAGGCUCUUGUUCUGCCAAGUCAGAUUAGGUAUGUCAAGUAUUUUGAACGAACAUUAACAUACCUCAAUGGGGAGAUUCAGCCCGGACGUUGGUGCAUGCUUAGGGGGUUUCGACUUCACAGGUGUCCUUAUUGGAUCAGACCCCAUGUAACCGUCUCAGAUCACAAUGGUGUCCUGUUCUCUACAAAGAAACAUCGAAGAACGAAGGAUCUGUCGACGGAGGAUUUUUGGUUUACUGCACCAAAGAAAGGAAUUAUGGUUUUUGCUUUGCCAGGAGAGCCUGGACUGACAGAAUUAUCUGGUGACUUUAAAGUCCAUUUUCAUGAUCGCCAGGGAGAUUUCUAUUUUUGGUUAAACACGACAAUGGUAGAAAAUAGAAAGAUCUUAAAUACCGGUGAUAUGGAUGGAUUUGACAAGAGGAAGCUGCCUUCCCCUGGUUUCCAAGUUGAGAUUGUUCUUGUUGACUAUGAUGGGACUCCUCCAUCUCCAACACCUCAGCCUGAAACUGUAGUUCAGAAGCCCGAUGAGAAGCCCGGUAUCCCUUCUGAAACAGUAAAUGAGGUAUCCUCUGCUUCAGAAGCUGUCAAAGAGUCUCAAAGUCAAGCCCAAAGUGAAGAGCAAGACAAAGAUGAUGUGUUUUCAGACGAUGAGGCCGAUGAUGGAACAGGUUCUUCCAGGAAUAGAAAGACUGAAGAAGCAGCUUCAUCAGUAGAAGCCAAAAAAUCAACCGCCCCUCACUCUGAAACAAAAAAGGGUUCAGAUGAGAAAGUGGAUGGUUUGACCCGUGAAGUUGAAAAAGUAUCGGUUAGUAAAGGAGGGUCAACAGAGGGCCAGUCAGUAAACGGGUCUAAAACCCAGGCAGCUAUUGGAGCUGGAGCUGGAGCUGGAGCUGGAGCUGGAGCUGGAGCUGGAGCUGGAGCUUCCAACUCUGAAGGGGUUAGUGAUUUCAAGGCAAUGGCAGCUGAUGCUUCUGUAUUUUCCUUUGGUGAUGAUGAAGAUGAUGAAAGCGACUGAGAAUGGUGUCAUGUUACUACAUUGCUUUAAUUUCAGCAAUCUGUACAUAAAAGAAUUCAUACAAUAGCAAAAACACUUGUUGGUUUAAGGAUGAUCCUGCCCUAUUCAUUUUAUGUUCAUGUUACAUUGGAAUGUCAUUUCUUUUUGUGACUUACCCGUUGUGAAUUGUGGAUAAAGGAUUAAAGGUUAGCGGUGUAGUUUAUACUUUUUUUUUUUUUGUGUGAAUGCGCGCUUGUAAUCUGUGGCUUGUCUAUUGAUGAUUUUUCUUUAGGAACAAAUCAAACCAUUAUAUGUAUCAAUAUUUUUAAGGACU